CUCUUGUUUCGCGUCCUCGCAUCCGUCGCCGCCGCCUCUUCCUCCGCCUCCUCCUUCGCCUCUUCCUGCCUCCUCCCGGCUUCCGCCGCCGCCGCCGCUCCAGCCGAAUCCCAACCCCCGGGCGAAGCGUUGCCUUAUUUAUUUCCGUUUUCUCGCCACUACAGCCUCCUGACACUGUGAUCCGGGCGGGCCCCGCAGGAAUUUUAUCCCCUCUCCGGCCUCACACUAGUAUCGCAUGUCCACUAUCCAGAACCUCCAAUCUUUCGACCCCUUUGCUGAUGCAACUAAGGGUGACGACUUACUCCCGGCAGGGACUGAGGAUUACAUUCAUAUAAGAAUCCAGCAACGGAACGGCAGAAAGACGCUGACUACUGUUCAGGGCAUUGCUGAUGAUUAUGACAAAAAGAAACUUGUGAAGGCUUUCAAAAAGAAAUUUGCCUGUAAUGGUACUGUGAUUGAACAUCCCGAGUACGGAGAGGUUAUUCAGCUUCAAGGUGACCAGAGAAAAAACAUUUGCCAGUUUCUCUUGGAGGUUGGCAUUGUGAAGGAGGAACAGCUUAAGGUUCAUGGAUUCUAAAAUGAACCUAAAUACGUGGAGAAUUUCUUGAAUAUUUUUGUUCUCUAAACGCAGUUUGGCUGCCUUGUGAAAUGAUUCUCUGCAGUAAAUGGACUUUUCAUUUAUUUAAUCAUUCAAACUUCCAUUCACAUCUGCAUGAUUCCAGAAGACAUGGGGUAUGUAGGCUAGUAACACAUAAGAAAAUUGCAGUAAGAUGGUAACACAACCCCGUAUUCAUCUUAACAUGUUUCCAAUGGAAAAUAUUUUGUUUUGAGUGUUAAUUUGUUUAUAGUUCAGUUUAUUACUUUUCACUUGAUUAAAUGUAUUUUGUUGUAUUAAACCAUGUACGUUGCAGCUUAACAAUAAAAAAAAAUCUGUGAA
This is a messenger RNA of Diceros bicornis minor, 937 nucleotides long. RefSeq names its product eukaryotic translation initiation factor 1B (gene EIF1B). The coding region runs from base 236 to 577 and encodes 113 amino acids. Gene Ontology annotation, molecular function: ribosomal small subunit binding; translation initiation factor activity; RNA binding. Lineage: Eukaryota; Metazoa; Chordata; Mammalia; Perissodactyla; Rhinocerotidae. Gene Ontology annotation, biological process: translational initiation. Gene Ontology annotation, cellular component: eukaryotic 43S preinitiation complex. The transcript has 4 exons. The record is from RefSeq and is a predicted model, not a curated record.